Phytophthora nicotianae INRA-310 is the source of this 785-nucleotide messenger RNA. RefSeq lists its product as hypothetical. NCBI's taxonomy places the organism in Eukaryota, Oomycota, Peronosporomycetes, Peronosporales, Peronosporaceae. The transcript has a single exon. The record is from RefSeq and is a predicted model, not a curated record. The coding region runs from base 87 to 653 and encodes 188 amino acids.
GUCCAGUUGAAGGCCGAGAUGUGGCACCCUCUGACCUUGCGAGUCGCAGCGGCAGUUCUCACUUUAGAAAUUCCUCGCUAGCCAUCAUGAGUAUCCUGCAUCAAUCUUCAAGCGACGUCGUUGUCGGCGGUCUCGCGCGGCUCAGUCCGAUGAGGCUUUUGCCUGAGAGGUACUCGCGUCACAUGCAGACUGUGAACAAGCUCAAGCAGAUCCGCAGCGUCCUGGUGUCGGCUGCCAAUGGAAAUUAUGCUAUCGACGUGUACACUCCGUCACAGUCGAGAUCUCGCAUCCCCACGAGUUUCAAGACAAAGGCUCAGCAUUUGGACGCCCACAUUGAGAAGCAUUUCAGCGACUUUGUCGCUCUUCGGGACGAACUCUACGAGACGUGCAAAACGUCCCACCCGACUAUGAGCUGCCCAUUCUGCACUGAAGUAGCUGGCAUUCUACUUCUAGGAGCUGCGCUUCCGGGUCCAGUGUUGAGCUUGGUGCUCUCACAGCGCCAGCGAACCAAGGCAGUGCAGCGCUUCGUUGAGAAUUUGCUGCAGCUCGCAGCUUCGUGCCCCGUCAUCGACUUCAACGCUUGUCCGUGUCAGGAGCAGCUCCCACGAGAGCUCUUUAUGUUCCUCUUCGGCGAGUCCGACCCGUUGACUUGAAGACGUCGCAUGUAAAGAGAGCCUCAAUUUAUCUAUUCUUACUUAAUAAUUGCAAAACAAAUUUACACUAAAAUCUUUAGCGGCUCUUCCGUAACGAUUAAUGAAAAAUAUUCACAUCUGAGUUAUCGGUGC